This is a messenger RNA of Amyelois transitella, 6853 nucleotides long. RefSeq lists its product as uncharacterized. The record is from RefSeq and is a predicted model, not a curated record. Gene Ontology annotation, biological process: positive regulation of Rho protein signal transduction. The coding region runs from base 452 to 5803 and encodes 1783 amino acids. Gene Ontology annotation, molecular function: guanyl-nucleotide exchange factor activity. The transcript has 11 exons. NCBI's taxonomy places the organism in Eukaryota, Metazoa, Arthropoda, Insecta, Lepidoptera, Pyralidae.
AAGGUGAAGGCAGCUGCGCCAGUCGCUCGCACGAGAGAGAGCUGAACGUACACGCUUGCGCCGAAACGCAACGCUACGCCGCGAUUGGCCGCGCGCGCAUCGCCUUAGUGCACUCCUGCACCGUUCUAAAUUCAAAAACUAGUGAUGUGAUUAAAACUAAUAAAAAAUAAAAAAUAAACAGUGCUGUGCCAGUGUUUGACGAUACAUCCCCAUUCAGUGAUCGGAGAUUGUGAGAAUUUUUCUCGUUAUUUGACAUACAUAUGACGUGAAUAACGGUGCGGAGAUCCGACGGUCGAUCGACUCGCUAAAAUCAAAGUGCUAGUGUUUCUUUUGAACAGUGUACCGGAAUUUUACGGACUUGCCUAAGCAAAGAUUCGCUGUACGUUGCAGAAGCCUCGCCAAUAUUUAAGAGCAAUGUCGCGGUGGAAGGGCAUAGUGAGGUAGCCGGCAGAUGGCAGCAGUGAGUGCGAUGUUCCGCCCCGGGGGCACGAUAGACCCCUACGGUACACAACGGAUAUAUGACACUACAGACAACACGCGCCAGAAAAAAUGGUCAUCGAAAUUAAAACUCAACACAUCUGGAAGCACGAAGUCAUCCGAAAGGUCUCCGGAGAGUUCAUAUAUGUAUGGGACUAUAGGGCCUGGUGGAUCAGCGCUUUCUAAAUCAAUGAAAUAUGCUGAGACUUGGCUCUACGGGUCGGUUCGGACCCAAACUCCUCCUAUCAGACCCAGCGUCUUUUCUGCUUAUCCAGAAGUCUCUGGUCCUGUUCUAAUAAGCACUCCACAAAAGCCGCAACCACACAACUAUGCUGUUAUAUUAUGUUCCUGUCCUGAGUAUCUAAACGGUACCAAGAAAACCAGUUCAACCAAAGUCAGUAUAUGUAAGAAAUGCAAAGGAUCUCGUUUGCCAUUGACGAUUGCUGACAGCCCACGUCUUUUAGUAGGUGGUACAGUUAGAGGACCUCAAGUGAGUCGAGAUGCCGGAAUACUCAGAGCAGGGACAGUAAGAGUCCAAAGUUCAAAGUCACGACCUUCUAUUCUCAAACCAAAUGGAGAAGCGGAUCCUUACGAUUUGAUGCGACGAAGCAGACUAGCACCUCCUCAUGAAGCUCGAAUUGGAAGUCAGUUUUCAACAACACGUUCAAGAGCUAAAAGUAUUAGUCCGUGUCGAAUAAAAAGUAAAAGACCUAGCCCUGAAACGCUAAGAAAAAGUAGAAGUAAGUCUGUGAGUAGAGUUAAUGAAAUAUGGAUUGAAGAGGAAGAGAAUACAAUUGACUCAAAAAAAUCAAUAUUAUCAUGUGACAUUAAUCCAUAUGACUUAGUAAAAGCUGAAGGUAAUUUUAAGUCAAUGGCAGAAAUUGAAUUUGAUGAUGAUUAUGGUGAUAUUUUUCAAAAGUCUUUAAAAAAUUGCAAUGGUAGACAAAUAUCCAAAUCAAAAUCAGAUUCUAAUGUCAAAGCUAUUAAUGGACAACGGAUCAGAAUUUCUGAUGAAAUCAAAUCAUGCACAGUAGAAGAAGUUACAGUUUAUGACCCCGUUAAUUAUGAUCUCAAAAAAUAUGAACACAAAUCAAAAGAAACUUCUCCUGUUUCUUUACCAAAUAUUAAAAAUGAAAAUAAGAAAUCACUUUCGUUAGGUAAGACUUCUGGUAAAAAAAUAUUAAAUAUAACCACGGCAAAUCGUACAAAACAAAAAAGUAUUUCGCCUAAACGUCCACCGAGACGAAUACGAAAUGUCAACAAAACAGAUGACGACAGUGAGAGCGAUAACCAACGUCUGCCAGAAAAGAGUUUCAGUAAAAGAAUUGAAAGUUCGAGAAGCUAUAAUAAAUAUAAAAGUCAAAACACAGACACUAUCAAAUCUAUUCUGAAAAAGCCAAGAAACAGUAAUAUGAGCGAUACUUUCACAAAAACAGAAACAUCUGAUGAUUCAUUUGAAUCCAAAAGAAUAAAUUCCUCACAAUUUUACUUACCUAAGCCUAAGGAUAAAUAUGCGACACAAAAUAUUUAUCAACGCAAGCGUGUACAGUUUCUAGUUGAGAAAGAAGAAACUAGGGUAAUAUAUACUGCAGAGCUUAACCUGGAUCAAAAAACCAUAACACAAGUAACUGAAAACAUUAAUGUAUUGGAAGCCGAAGAAGAUAUCACCGCUCAAGGAGAUGUUGUGAGCAACAGUCUUAUUCAAAUAGAUAGUAAUGAUUUGACGGAGCUUAUUAACCAAGAAUUUAAACCUGAUGCGGGAAUUUACGAAGAUGUUCAAGUUAACAAUUCACUGGAAACAUCUGUUGAUGACAAUAAUCAGUCAGUAUCCGAAAAUAUUGGCACAAUUAUUGCCGAAGCUAAUGUAAAUAGUACUCCAGAUAAUGACAUACCAAAAAUACCGGUAAUAUUGCGUCGUUCUGAAUCAGAGCGCGUUACUUCUACUAUUUCAGUAUCACCACCAAAAUUUUUGGAUACCAUGGCUUUACGACCUAAAACUAAACACGGCCAUACAAGUCAAGUCUUUUUAACGUCAAAUAAUGAAACAGAGCAAUUUGAAACAGAGACGUACUUGAAGGAAAAAAUUAAGAAGCAGCAAAAUUUUAUUAACGAAGAGAAAGAAGAUUGCAGCAAUUCGCUGCAAAAGUAUUGCAAUGAUAAAAUAGAAUCAGGAAAUCUAAGUGACAGUAGUGAUAUAACGAGAACCAUUUUAAAUGAUCUACGUCGAGGUAUUAUAGAAUCUCCUGAACCACCUCCAAGACUAAAGUCCAAGGAACGAUCGAAGUCAAAAAAGCACAACUACGUUAAAACACGUUUUGUUCGUAAUAACUCCAUGAGUUCUACGAGCGACGAAUGGUCUGACGCAAAUGAUUAUGAACAAAAGACAAUUUUAAGAGUAAAACAAUUUGAUUCAGAUGAAACGGAUAAUCAAAAAGAGGCAACUAGUGUAAUGAAAUUUACACAAAAUGAACCCAGAAAAACAUCAAUACAAAUAAAUGGAAAUGAAUGUUAUUCUACCAUGAAUGUGAAUAAUGAUACACCUAUUUACUUGUCAUCUGUGGUUGUAAAUGACGAUUUUGGAAAUACUUGCAACACCUACCAAACAGGUACCACAGUUACAAUUAGUGUAGGCACUCCCCAAAAAGAAAUUAAAAAAUCGAAAAGUCAGAUUUAUAUAGGAGCAGUACUCUCGGAAGGAGAGAGAAAAGAAGACAUAAACACAUAUGAAGAGUAUUGUAAUGACAUUAAUAAAUUGAAAACAAGUAACAGUUCCGGAGAUUUGUCGACAAUUCUUGGUAAUCCUGUUGAAGCGGUGAGACUUAAUUUAAUACCACAUGUAUGUGGUAAAACAGAUGAUCAUUAUUCUAAUCAAGACGAGCAGCACAAAUCAAAUACAAAUGAUAACAAUAAAGGAGAUAAAAGUAACUUUGUCACAAAAAUUUUUGAUGAUCCCUUCUUUGGCCAUUUAGCUGAAGGUUUAGAAGCAGAUUUGGUUAAGAGACUAAUUGAAAACUCUUUGAUAAAACUUCAAGAAACAAAACAUCAAGGAUCGGAAGAUAACAGUAACGAAGUAGAAAAGCUAAUAGAGUGUUCACUGAAAAAUAUGAAAGCGGAAAUGCAGAAAAGUGAAAGUACGAACAAUGAUAACCAACAAAUAAAUGAAGCCAACACGGUAAAUGGUGACCUUAACAAAGCGGAAGAAACCGAUAGUAAUAUAAAUCAAGAGCAUGAGCAUGACGACAUUGGAAGCUCUGCUCCCUAUGAAAGUAUGGAGUAUGAGACUGGGGCUAUGGGAUUAUUUUCAGACCUCGAACCAAUGUCUGACUGUUACAAUGCGUCAGCUAGUGAGUUAUCUACUGAAGAUGACACCAAUUCUACACGGUCAAAAUUUUAUCAGAUGUUGGUAGACGCUGCCAUGUGUGAUAUCGAAAUAGCGAAUAACACCGAUGAUGAUCACCAUUAUGAAUCUAUUCGACUUAAUGCAGAUCCAAUUUAUGAAGAAAUUGGUGAUAUGCCACCGCCUUUGCCAUCCAACCCUCCACCAAAUUCCUUACUUAUUUUAGAUGAUGAGAAACGGAGUGGUUCUCGAUCAAUAUUUGAAGGUGCUUCAAAGUAUGAUAUUUUGUCAUAUUUGGUAGAUGCUAAAGAAAGAGGCAUUGAUGAUGAAGAAACGUAUGUUACUAGUUAUGUCAAUGGCAAUGAUUCCUCUACGUUACUAGACACAUCAAAAGAUAAGAGUAUGGCUAAUGCAAUUAACGCACAUUUGAGCAGCAAUACCAGCCAAUUAUCAAAUGCUUCAGAUUCUAGUGAAGAUAAUUCUCUUAUUAUUAACCACGAAUCGUUGGAGAAAUCUGUAGUUUGUAAAAAAACUUCUGCUGAGAUUGAAAGAAAUGAUUCAGGUGUAGGUUCAGAAACAAGUAAAUCUUCAAGAAGCAGAUUGCAGGGGAAAAGUUCACCCUGCGGCACGAUUAUUGAUAAGGACACUCCAAUACAUCUUUGCGAAGACUGUGAUUCAGCUGUUGAAACUCAAAUUACAGAUCAAGGUACAAUAUAUGCUCCUUUAGUAUGUCGAAAAUGUGCAAAGAAGAGGGCGGAAAGAAAGGAAAUCCUCACAGAAAUUGUUGAGACUGAAGAAAAAUAUGGGCGAGAUUUACAAAUUAUUUUGGAAGAAUUUUACAAGCCCAUGUUGGUAGCUGGACUUUUGACACAAGAACAACUAAGUGCAAUAUUUUUAAAUGUAGAGGAAUUGAUUGAAAAUAAUCAAGUUUUAUCUGAAAAGUUACGUGACGCCCUUGAAAUUGCUGUCGAACAAGGAGAUGAGGAUCUUUUAACUGUAAAUGUUGGUAAGAUCCUUCUGGAGUGCUCAGGCAUGCUCACAGCAUUCCAGUCGUACUGCGUCAAACAAGCGGGCGCAGCUCUCCUGCUUGCGGGCCUUGAGAAGGAGAAGGAACUGCUGAGGAUAUUCUUACGCGUCUCGCAGAUGGAAAACACCGUCUUGAGGCGGAUGAAUCUUAACUCAUUUCUCAUGGUGCCAGUACAACGCGUGACAAAAUAUCCCCUCCUUCUCUCGCGAUUAUAUCGAGCUACAGCGGCUUGCGCGACUGAACGCGAAGAUGUUCGAGCAGCGCAACGCUGUGUAGAAUCAAGACUUGAAGAGAUCAAUUCUGCGGCUGCAGCAGCGGCUGCUGCGGCAAGAGACGUGCCACUGUGGCGCCGCUUGGCAGUCGCUAGAAGAACUGCUCAUGAUUUACAUGUCGCUGAUAUAAGGCUGAGAAAGAUGGCCGUCGACGUUCUAGAUUGGAAUCAUGAUGAUGCCAGGUUCGCAAUGGAAGGCAAGCUGCUGUUCACCCAGCCAAACGACAAUAACUGGAGGAAAGGGCGUACGAUUAAGCUGACUCCUAUCAACGCCCUUUUGGUAACUAAUGGAAAGCCAACGACUACCCACAAAACGAACGAGAUACGCGAAACGCGCGAAGCGAGAGACCGCGAAGCGAGGGAAAGAGAAGGGGAAGCGUUAUUCGCACGGAGCGGAGUGAGAGAGGCUGCACUUCUACUUGUGCGGGAGAAGGCGGGAAGAUACACUUUGCAGAGGGAGCCACUGUUCCUCGAUAGAUGCGUGGUGGCAGCUGACCACGAACCGGAGCAUUUCUUCGAAGUUCACGAGAUUACUACGAAGGAUUCUUAUAUUUUUAAGUCGGAAGAAAACUCUCGAACAAGAACAUGGUACCGUCAGCUGCAGUAUCACGCACAGGGCGCAGGCGCAUGGCGGAAACGACGGAACGCUCUAGCGAAUAUCAUGAUAAAUCCUAUGUUAACGAGAAAUUAAUUUAUGAUACAUUUAUCUUUUUCGUUGCAUUCAUUUUUAAUUUUCAAUGUUCAUAGUCUAGCCCACUGGCGAUAAUAAUAUUUGACAAAUUGUGGACUCGAAAAUUUAUUUUGUAUAUAAAAUAAAAUGUGGUGCAACUAGAAAGUAAUAUUUUUAUUGUCUUUUAAUAUGAAACGGGAUAAAGUAAUCAAUGGUGUGGUGAAUUCUAAGAGUUAAAUGUUACGAUUAUACUUACUAUUGAUUUAUUUUACAAAAUGUUCAUGAAGCUAUCGAUUGCCGUUUUGAAUUUAAUGAUAUUUUAAACAUAAGACAAAUUCAAAUUAAAAUGCAUUUCAUAUUUAUAUUUAUAAAAUAUUAUAUUAUUCAUAUCUAUCAUCCGCGUAUUCAUCAAGAUUAUGAGUCAAAAAAGAAAAAUCAUAAUAUUUUUAAGCAAUUUGAUUUUGAUAACCGUCGAAUCAGAAAUCCAAAUUUAAGCCAUGAUAAAAUAAUUUUUUCGUGUAUUUUCCGUAAUCUGCGAGCAUUGUAAGCAUCUGUCAACAGUUAUCUUCUCCGUGUUAUAUUAAUUUGUAAAUAUAUAAAACAUCCUGCCACUAGUUUUAGUUGUAGCUUUACACCAAAAUAUAGUUUUCCAUUAACAUUGUGCCCUAAUUAUUGUAUUAACAUCAUAGCUUAAGAAAUAUGUCUUGUACAUAAUUUAAUUUCAUAGCUGUGAUAAACUACUCUCUUUGAAGAGAAUGAUUGUAAAGAAGCAUGAUUUAUAUAAUAUAUCUCACUUCAUUUCUAUUUUUUCAAUAUAUGUUAUAAUAUAGACGAAAUAUGACGUAACUUGGUCUAUUCUAAACUUAUAGUGAUAAAUAAAAUACUUAUAAUCAUAAUUUACUGACUAGUCUUAAGAAUUUUCUGUAAUAAAAUCUACUUAUUUAAAAAAAAACAAUACUAUAAUACUUAUAUAAAAAUGUAAUGUAUUUAUUAUAUGUAUCAUUUUAGAGUAAGUUAAAAUUGAUGUUUAGUAAUAAUUCUAUUUCACCUUCGAUUAUUUUAUUUGUUGUG